This is a messenger RNA of Periophthalmus magnuspinnatus, 550 nucleotides long. It is a transcript of the gene rps23, whose product is annotated as ribosomal protein S23. Gene Ontology annotation, molecular function: structural constituent of ribosome. The transcript has 4 exons. The record is from RefSeq and is a predicted model, not a curated record. NCBI's taxonomy places the organism in Eukaryota, Metazoa, Chordata, Actinopteri, Gobiiformes, Gobiidae. Gene Ontology annotation, biological process: translation. Gene Ontology annotation, cellular component: cytosolic small ribosomal subunit; ribosome. Bases 86 to 517 code for a protein of 143 amino acids.
GCUGCCCUCUCGGGGUCCUCAGAAGAGACUUUGCCGCGGUGCAGUCUGGGACCUUCCUUUCCAUCCAAGACUCGCUCCUGCAAUCAUGGGAAAGUGUCGUGGACUGCGUACGGCUCGUAAGCUCCGUAACCACCGUCGUGAGCAGAAAUGGCACGAUAAACAGUACAAGAAGGCUCAUCUGGGCACCGCUCUCAAGGCUAACCCCUUCGGAGGAGCUUCCCACGCCAAGGGAAUUGUCCUGGAGAAAGUUGGUGUUGAGGCUAAGCAGCCCAACUCUGCCAUCAGGAAGUGUGUGAGGGUCCAGCUCAUCAAAAACGGAAAGAAAAUCACUGCUUUUGUGCCCAACGAUGGCUGCCUCAACUUCAUUGAGGAGAACGAUGAGGUUCUGGUGGCAGGAUUUGGUCGUAAGGGUCACGCUGUGGGAGAUAUUCCCGGAGUCCGGUUCAAAGUGGUGAAAGUUGCUAAUGUGUCUUUGCUGGCUCUGUACAAAGGCAAGAAGGAGAGACCCAGGUCCUAAAUGAGCUGAAUAAUAAAUGUUUUCAAUAAGAAA